AUGAUUAAACGUAGCUAUCGCAAACCCCCCAGCAAUACCAUGCGAUAUCACCAUGUUUUUUCUGCUUCUCCUUUACGUAGUGUGAUUAGACAGAUAAGUGGAGAAUUAAACUAUCAAAUCUCCCCAUCUAUCUAUCUAUCUAUCUAUCCUCCCUUCUUUUUUCUUUAUCUAUCUAUUCAUUCAUUCAUCUAUCUAUCUAUCUAUCUAUCUGUCGGACUCUGUCUAUCUAUCUAUGAACAGACUCUAUCUAUCUAUCUAUCUAUCUAUCUAUCUCAAAUUGAAAAAAAAACAAUGAAAAGGAGAAAUAAGCAUGACAUUGUACACCGUUAUCGCUUCCUCUAUUUUUUUUUCCCUUCUUUUUCACUUUCUUUCUUUUUCUCUUUCUUUCUUUUUCUCUUUCUUUCUUUUUCUCUUUCUUACUCUCUUUCUUUCUCUCUUUCUUUCUUUCUUUCUUUCUUUCUUUCUUAUCUUGUAUGCUUCCGUCAUUCCCUUUACCAAAAUAAGUAUUCUUUCUUUUUUCUUUCUUUCUUUCUUCUUCUUCAUAUUAUUAUUAUUAUUAUUUAUACUUUCUUUACCUCAGUUGUUGAAACGCAUUGA
Messenger RNA from Acanthosepion pharaonis, 597 nucleotides. Lineage: Eukaryota; Metazoa; Mollusca; Cephalopoda; Sepiida; Sepiidae. The record is from the annotation of a GenBank genome assembly.